UCGGUGCUUAAGGAGACCAUCACCACAAAAAUGCUCCCUACUUUGCCCUCACCCACUUUUUCACCUCAAAAGAUAGUCACCUUCAUCGUAGCGUUAGACCAAAAUGGCCUUCCUUCUUUAUUUGUUUCACCUGAUGGAUUGAUUACAGCCAUGGCCUACCGCUUGCCUCAUGUUGCUUCUUUUGCAAAACCUCAAGCCUCUGCUGCUAGAGCCAACUGUGGAUCACAGGCAUCUAAUGCUCCACAAUUGGGAUCCAAAACUGUUUCCAGAGGUUUAAAUUCAUCACUGAAGCUUCUAAUGAGCAAUUGUUCUUUUUUUUAUUCUUUAACAGCUUUCACAGUGGCAUGUGCAUUUGAGUGUUUGGGGUUGGAGUAAUGACUGGAUUGGAGUACCAGAGAUAAAGGUGGGGUUUGAUGUUCAGGAAGUGAGAGCCAUGAGACUGAGAAUAGGGUUUUUUAUGUUCUAAUGGACCUUUUGUUAUUUGUUUGUGAUCUA
Molecule: messenger RNA, 495 nt
Organism: Gossypium raimondii (Peruvian cotton)
Lineage: Eukaryota; Viridiplantae; Streptophyta; Magnoliopsida; Malvales; Malvaceae
Exons: 3
Coding region: 31-375 (114 amino acids)
Source: RefSeq, a predicted model, not a curated record